UAUAUCAGGCAUAAUUCAGUCAUUUUCCGUUGAAAGCAAUAGAAAUUUAUUUUCUGUAUUAGCAUCAACAAUGUUUAGCCCUAUAAAUAAACAAGUUACAUCAAAAUUUCAAAGUGCACACAAGCAAAAAAUUUUAUCGCAAAUUAAUACAAUGCUCUCUGUUGCGAUUCCCGCGUCACCGGUGGAAUCCACCCGAAUACACUCCCUCCGGCGUGGGGCAAAGGUCAAGCCGGUGGCUAAGUCUGCCGCUGCUCCUCUUGCUAAAUCAGCUCCUACUGUAUCAACUCCUCCUGCUAUGUCAGCUCCUUCCCGUCUAUCAGCUCCUCCACCAGUAUCACCUCGUCAGACAUCUAAAAAGACUCCGGAAAAGCCACCAAAUGUAGAGCAGAAGCAUAAUCCUUGCCCAAAUGUUAAAACUUUCCUAACUAAAGAAAAGACAGAGCAGACCAAGACGAGGAUAACUACGGAAGUUCCUCCAAAGACGACAGUGUCCCCUAGAAGGAUAGAAUCCCAAAAAAUCAUAGCCUUCGGUAGGACACUCACCAAUCCAGUGAUGCUCCCCGAUUUCCGGCGAAAGAAUCCCAUUUCUGGAGGGAACGACUUUAAGGUGACCAAGUCCGCCUACAAACCCACAAUGUCCACAAUAUUCUCCUACGAUCUGUCACCGUUGGAGCGAAAUGACUAUGGCCUGUGUCACAAGAAUCCCAUUAAUCCCAUGAAAUCGGUGUCGCCCACAGAGGUGCAGCUACUGCAGAGUGGACAACGUUCCACCUAUCUAGAGAAGCGAUACGAACGCACUCCGGAUGCCAAGUACAACUAUCCCGAGGCCACCAGCAUGAGGUACGGCUGGUUCCACCGCCUGGGGGAUCCUUUCCAGAAGCGAGUACCAAGAAAAAAUUAGAGAAGGUUUUAAGUAACACCCAAGUGUCUUUUUUAAGUAGUUUUGACUUAGCAAGAUUGUAAAUAAAAUUGA
Messenger RNA from Drosophila kikkawai, 973 nucleotides. RefSeq lists its product as uncharacterized. NCBI's taxonomy places the organism in Eukaryota, Metazoa, Arthropoda, Insecta, Diptera, Drosophilidae. The record is from RefSeq and is a predicted model, not a curated record.